This is a messenger RNA of Laccaria bicolor S238N-H82, 747 nucleotides long. RefSeq lists its product as uncharacterized. Gene Ontology annotation, molecular function: oxidoreductase activity. The transcript is spliced from 4 exons. The record is from RefSeq and is a predicted model, not a curated record. Bases 1 to 747 code for a protein of 248 amino acids. NCBI's taxonomy places the organism in Eukaryota, Fungi, Basidiomycota, Agaricomycetes, Agaricales, Hydnangiaceae.
AUGCCCUCCUGGUUAAUCACUGGUACUAGCAAGGGUAUCGGUCUCGGCAUUGUAUGCCAUCUGUUGAAAGAGGAGAAGAACUUUGUCAUUGGCACGGCUCGCGACCUCAGCGCCAAGGCGCUGCAAGAGCUCGCUGCAAUAUACCCCAAGAAUCGUCUUGCUCUCAUUGAGCUCGACAUUACGGACGUCACGAGCGUCAAGAAAGCCGCAGAGGAAGCCGCUGCCCUUCUUCCUAACGGGCUCGACUACUUGAUCAACAACGCGGGCAUCAGCCUACAGAUUAUGACUCCCUUUGAGGACCUUGACAUGAAGCUGUUCGCAGAAGAACUUAACUUCUACACCGUCUCCGUCAUCCAAGUGACGACCGCGUUCCUUCCCUUAAUCAGGAAGUCCGCUGUGAAGAAGAUCAUAUUCAUCACAUCUAUCCUUGGUUCGCUUGAGACAAGCGGGUCAUGGCCUUUGAUUGGCAACUCGUACUCUAUCUCCAAAGCGGCCUUGAACAUGCUUGCCUGCAAGUGGGGCGCGGCCCUCAAAAAUGAUGGGAUUAUUGUUGCUCUUGUUCACCCAGGUUGGGUACAGACCAAUAUGGGGGAUCCGUGCAAGGAGUGGGCGGAGACGUACGCUCCAAAUAUUCCCCAGAUUACCGUUGCCCAAUCAUCUGCGGGCAUUGUGGAAGUCGCGAAGAGCAUCACUAUCGAAGCUGCGGUUCCUUUCUACCAGUAUGAUGGCAGCAGACUUCCCUUCUGA